Molecule: messenger RNA, 2115 nt
Organism: Rotaria sordida
Lineage: Eukaryota; Metazoa; Rotifera; Eurotatoria; Philodinida; Philodinidae
Source: the annotation of a GenBank genome assembly
AUGUCCGAAAAAGUAUUAUCACCACUACCACCAAACAUUAUGACAACACGUAUAAAAGCACAUUAUCAACACGAGGGAGAACUUUUCGUCCAAAAAAGAAGACAUGUUCCUCCAGACGUACCAAAGAUGGUCUCUGAAACGGUGCACGAUGAUAUGCCAGAUCAACACACAGAAUUCUUUACUCACUUAAGUUAUUUCGCUAUUGCUACUAUUGAUUCUGAUGGAAGACCUUGGGCAACAAUUAUUGUUGGUUCACCUACAACACUCAUUUAUGCUGUAUCCAAAAUUCAAUUAAAUGUCUCGGUUGUUCUACCAGAAGGUGAUCCAUUUUUUUCGAGUGUAGUCAAUACAGUUAAUGCAACUAGUCGCUAUUUCGCUGGAAUUGGUGUAGACUUUAGCAAUCGUCGAAGAAACAAAGUAGCAGGAUUUAUUGCUUCUUCAAAUGUAGUUGACAAUACUCUCAAUAUGUCUUUAAUAACCAAUGAAAGUUUGGGAAAUUGUCCAAAAUAUAUUACAGUUCGAAAAUUAGAAUAUUGUGGAAGAUAUCCACAAAUAGGAGCUGACCAUCAAAAUGCAGACAAUAUUUCGUUAAAUCAAGAAUGCUUAGAUAUUAUCAGUCAAGCUAGUACCAUCUUUCUAGCCACUCGUCACAUUAGCAAUGUUUCUGACAAUACUUCAGAUCUUGGAGUGAACCAUCGUGGUGGGUUUCCUGGAUUUGUUCGAACUUAUGAAGAAAAUGGGAACACAUAUAUUGUUAUUCCAGAUUAUUCAGGAAAUCAAUUCUAUCAAUCUCUUGGAAAUAUUGAAAGGGAUAGACUUGCUGGUGUUGUAUUUCCUUGCUUCACUACUGGUGAUAUGCUUCAUGUGACCGGUAUUGCUGAAAACAUUUAUGAUGAUGAAGCCGAACGUAUCAUGCCUCGUGUUACUUUAAUUACAAGAAUUAAAUUGAAUGGAUAUGUGUGGAUCAAGGAGGCUCUCAACCUCAAAUUACUUUCUCCUGAACAAUAUUCUUUGUAUAACCCACCUGUUCGCUACCUUGCAAUCGAACUCGAGAAAAUGAAAAAACCAUCAAAACCAGCAACCACUAAUGCUACCUUGGUAGAUAUUAAGAGCCUAACCCAGCAUAUUUCAAGAUUUACAUUUGAAUUAGAAGAAAAGGUUUCGUUUAAACCUGGAGGAUUCGUUAUCCUUAAUUUUGCGCCUUUGAUUAAACGAGCAUAUCAACACAUGAACAAUGAUAAUCCUCAAUCGCUCAAUGAUGACCAUGUUCGAACAUGGACCAUCUCUUCAUCUCCUGCAUUUGAUUCAAAUACGAAUAUGUUUCAAACUACAAACAAAGUAUCAUAUCAAGAAACGAUGGCAAGUAGUUUAAACAAACAACAUCCUUGGUUUGAAAUCUGUCAUCCACGUCCGACAGCUAAAUAUCAAGUAUUUAUUUUCCCAGCUGCUGGUCCGACAGGUUCAUAUUAUCGUGAUUGGGAUAGAGAUUUUCCUGAAUAUGAAUUUUCAAUAAUAAUCUAUCCAGGAAGAUCAACUAGAUUUAAUGAUAAAUUAAUAACAGAUCUGAAAGAAUAUAUCGAACAAUUGGAUGAAGGACUUUUACCAUAUAUUAAUAAGCCAUGUUUUUUUAUUGGACAUAUUCUUGGAUGUGUAAUUAGUUUUGCAUUAGCCAAACAUAUGAUUGAUACAAAAAAUAAAGGAAAUUUAAUUCAAUUGAUGGUUCAAAUGGGAAGAGGACCACUUCAUUUAAAAAGUUCUAAUAAAUAUUAUAUCGAUAUGACCGAUGCAGAAAUCAUUGAGGAAUUAAAAACAAUAGCUGAUCCUAUUACUAGAUAUAUCUACGAUGAACCUUCUUAUAUUAAAAUGUUAUUACCAAUGUUGAGAGCUGAUUCACAAGUUGGUAAAGGAGUAUUGCCAGAAACUCCACUGAUGAUUCCGAUUAUUGUUUAUGUUGGAGAAAAAGAAGCAAGUGCUAAUGAAGAAUACUUAAACAAUUUGUUUCGUGUACGAAUGUUUCCUGGACAUCAUAAUUUUCAAGCAGAAUGUAGUCCACAAGUAUUAACAUGUCUUAAACAAGAGUUUAAUAAUAUAAUCAGUAUUUUAAGAAUGUAUUAA